AUGCCGCCAGCAACGCACAUCACUGCCGCUGCGGAUCUCGCUAGCUCAGAAGUCGAUGCCUUCUUCAAAGAGGUGAAGCCUGUUCGCGGCACGCGCUUGGCUUUGGCCGAUGGUGGCGCCUCGAGUUUGGGCUUGAGUAGGACCGUGCACCACGAGUUCAUGACCAAGCUGCAGAGUGAGGCCUACACCACGGUCAAACAGAAUGAUCAGUUCCACUUGCAGCGACUUGAUCGCGGAGCGCUCAAAGCGCUCGGUCUCAAGGCCCAAGCCGAUUGUCUACGCCUCUCUGGCACAUUUCAAGCCCCUCCCGCCCGUGUCCAUCAGCUGCUCAACGACUAUACCGUGCGCGCCCAGUGGGACAAAGCGGUUCAUCCCGACUCGGAUAGCAACAUUCUCACACACACAGUGGCUCCCCAGAAAUCGCGCCAAGUGCUGCGAACUCUGACCAACGCCGUCAUGGGGGGAUUGAUCACGGCUCGCGAGUUUAUUGAUUGUGCCCAAACGCAACACUUGGACGGUGGCCUGAUUCAGCACCUCGCUGCCAGCGUGACCGUCGACCAAUUCCCCAUCACCAAAUCUGCCGUCCGCGGCACCAAUUUCCCCUGUGGCAUGAUUUACACCCCAGGCGACGAUGGUCAAAGUACACAUCUCGAGUACAUUAUUCACAGCGACAUUGGCGGCUGGCUGCCCCAGAGCGUCGUGAGCAAAGGCACAACGAAUGCUCUUUGGGAUAUCGCGGAGACCGUCUCCCACUACCUUGCCACAACAGCAGAUUCUUGA
This is a messenger RNA of Monosiga brevicollis MX1, 780 nucleotides long. RefSeq lists its product as uncharacterized. Gene Ontology annotation, molecular function: lipid binding. The transcript is spliced from 8 exons. Bases 1 to 780 code for a protein of 259 amino acids. The record is from RefSeq and is a predicted model, not a curated record. NCBI's taxonomy places the organism in Eukaryota, Choanoflagellata, Craspedida, Salpingoecidae.